Molecule: messenger RNA, 444 nt
Organism: Dermacentor andersoni
Lineage: Eukaryota; Metazoa; Arthropoda; Arachnida; Ixodida; Ixodidae
Source: RefSeq, a predicted model, not a curated record
GGCACUCGGAAAACGCGCGCGUGACCGCCUAGCGUGGGGAGUUAUUUGCGUUCCGCUCAGAGUCGCUCUGAAACUCGCCGCUGAACACGGCUCUGCAAAAACAAGACGCAGCAAAGGUGCUACUGAACUGAGCGCAUCAUGAGCGGCCGGGCGACGACUGUGUGCUUUCUGCUGCUGGUUGCAGGAUGUCUAACGGCCGUCAUGAGUGAGGAAGCCCAUCUGCGAUCACGUCGGGACUUCGGAUGUGCGCGGGGAAUGAUAAUGAUGUGCCAGCGAAGGUGCAUGCGCCUCUACCCUGGGAGCACGGGCUACUGCCAAGGGUUCCGUUGCAUGUGCGACACGCACAUCCCUAUCCGGCGACCUCCCUUUUUCAUGGGCUGAGGCGGCCCGGCGACACAAUGCCAGACAGCCGUAUUUCUCUCUAAUAAACGGCGUCCUUUUCAA